Messenger RNA from Balaenoptera acutorostrata (minke whale), 1591 nucleotides. It is a transcript of the gene FAM78B, whose product is annotated as family with sequence similarity 78 member B. The record is from RefSeq and is a predicted model, not a curated record. Bases 191 to 976 code for a protein of 261 amino acids. The transcript has 2 exons. Lineage: Eukaryota; Metazoa; Chordata; Mammalia; Artiodactyla; Balaenopteridae.
CCCGGCACGGCGACGAGAGGAGGGGGCUGCCUCGGAGAAUGCCCGGCGCCGACUCACCGCUCCUAGGCACGGGCUGAGCCGGACCCGGAGCGGGCGGCGCGUCGCCAUGCCGGUGUGACGGGCGCCCCCGGCUGCCCGCGCGGUCCCCCGCGCUGCCCCACGCCGCGCCGCGCCGGCGCCGGGCGGAAGGAUGGGCUGUAUCCAAAGCAUUACCUGCAAGGCGCGGAUCCGGCGCGAGAACAUCGUGGUGUACGAUGUGUGCGCCACCAUCGACCAGUGCCCCACGCGCAUCGAGGAGACCUCGCCCAUCGUCCUGCGCUACAAGACCCCCUACUUCAAAGCUUCGGCCCGCGUGGUCAUGCCCCCCAUCCCCCGCCACGAGACCUGGGUGGUGGGCUGGAUCCAGGCGUGCAACCAGAUGGAGUUCUUCAACACCUACAGCGACCUGGGCAUGUCAAGCUGGGAACUGCCUGACUUGAGGGAAGGGAGAGUAAAAGCCAUCAGUGACUCAGAUGGGGUGAGCUACCCUUGGUACGGGAACACCACAGAAACUGUGACCCUGGUUGGCCCCACCAACAAGAUCUCCAGGUUCUCCGUCAGCAUGAAUGACAAUUUCUACCCCAGUGUGACAUGGGCAGUGCCAGUGAGUGACAGCAAUGUGCCACUGCUCACGAGGAUCAAGAGGGACCAAAGUUUCACUACCUGGCUGGUGGCCAUGAACACCACCACGAAAGAGAAGAUCAUUCUGCAGACUAUCAAGUGGAGGAUGAGGGUGGACAUUGAGGUGGACCCUCUUCAGCUCUUGGGGCAACGGGCCCGGCUGGUGGGCAGGACUCAGCAGGAGCAGCCCCGGAUCCUGAGCCGGAUGGAACCUAUCCCCCCCAACGCACUAGUGAAACCCAAUGCCAACGAUGCCCAGGUCCUCAUGUGGAGGCCCAAGCGGGGGCCACCUCUGGUUGUGAUCCCUCCUAAGUAGAAGCAGACUGGCCUGACUGUGUGUGGAGCACACACCACUGAGACACACAGUGAGGUUGCCAGGGGUGGCAGGAGCCAAACUGAGUUUCUGAGCCAAAGCAGACCUCGUGGUUUGCCAGCCUUUGCAGCCACUUGUGAAGAGUAGAGCUGCUCCUUGGGUGGUAGAACCAUAAUCCUUAGGAAAAAUCCCUUCCUUUUAGGAAUAAAGAAAUCACUGAUUUGACAGACUUGCUGUGAUUACCAUGCAAGUAGCCAUAUUUUGGAGCUGACCAGGAUGAUUCUUUGAACUAUUGACCAUUUCUUUCCUGUGAGAUGCAGGGGAUGGAAACAAAAUUAAACAGUGCCUGUGGCAAAUACUGCUUCCCAACCAAUUAGAAGUGGGAGUGAAAACAUCCACACCAGGUGUUUGUAAGACAUACAGUUCCACUGCCCAACUGGAGGGUGCUGGGGAAAGGGGUGGAAGGAAAGUCAGGUGGUGAAGAGAAUGGGCAAUGGAAGGAGGAGGGAAUAAUUUGUUAUUGCAAAAUAAUACCUGUGCAUGUCUUAGUUAAUCAUCAGAUCGUCAACACACUCACUGGAAUGAAAGAAACGCUAAGAAAACUGGAGACAUGAUAUU